Molecule: messenger RNA, 1692 nt
Organism: Marasmius oreades (fairy-ring Marasmius)
Lineage: Eukaryota; Fungi; Basidiomycota; Agaricomycetes; Agaricales; Marasmiaceae
Exons: 3
Coding region: 300-1589 (429 amino acids)
Cellular component (GO): oligosaccharyltransferase complex; endoplasmic reticulum membrane
Source: RefSeq, a predicted model, not a curated record
GUGCACGUCAGAUUCCAACUUUGACUUUCCCGCGUCUCGAAGGCUUUCAAAAGCGCAAGGCUUGACGAGCAGCAGCCAGAAUAGCCUAUUAUGCGUUGGCUUUCACUACUUACUCUACUUCCACUACUCAAGGCAAAUACUGCGUCAAGCCUACACGCGAACGGGGAGAAGACACAAACGUCGUGGUCCUCGUCCGGGGAUUCGGUUUUAGUACUAGUGGAUCCCGCAACGAAGUCUGAUUAUUCGACAUUUUUGGCUGGCCUAGAAGGUGCAGUAUCGUUGUUUCCUGCACAAGGCAGAUGUUUUACCUGCUACCCACAGGCAAGGGCUACAACUUGACCUACCGUUCUCCAAAAGAUUCCGAUGGUCCACCAUUAAUUGAACAUGAUCUUCCCAAGUUCUCGCACGUUGUCGUCGUCGGGGGGGAUGUCAAAUGUAGGUUCAAUUUGGUUCCAAUCUUCCAAUCUAUCAUUCAAACUCACUUGCUUGUCGUAGCUUUCGCAAAAGACAUAAACCCCCAAACCCUCGUGGGCCUUCUUUCCGGAAACACUAAUCUUAUUCUUGCUCUCGGCUCCAAGCAAAACAUUCUCACCUCUCUAGCACCCGAAUUCGGGUUGAUUCUUCCGCCUCCGAAUACGAACCUCGUUUCACAUUUCCCUGAACGCGAAGAUCCCAUCUCAACCGUGCCCAUUUCCCCUCCUCGUGAGGAACAGUCCAAGAUUCCUCUAACCUCCACAAUUAACGCAAAAUCCCCCAUCUCAUUCUCCGGAAUGUCGUUCGCUCUCUCCAAUAACCCUCGUCUAUUCCCUAUCCUCUCCGCUCCCGAAGAGAGUUUUGCCGGUGAUAUUGACCUCACAAGCAAUGCGUUGGCGGAUGCAGUUGAAAAAGGUGGUGAGGGCCUCUGGGCAGGCAGCAAAAUGGCAGUCGCAGCUGGCUUCCAAGCUAAAGGAGGUGCAAGAGUCGUUUGGCUUGGUGGCAGCAGUCUUUUAUCCAACAGAUCCCCCAAUCACCAUUUUGCGAACGACGUCGCAGCAUGGGCGUUCCAAGAGACAAACGUCCUUAGAAUUGACAGCGCAUCACACAAGCUUGUCAAGGGCGUUGGAGCCAGUGGAAAUGGGAGAAUAGGUCAACCUCAAGAACAGUACACAGUCGGAGACGAAAUUGAAUUUACUGUCCGUAUCUCGAAGUACAACCCAAAAUUCAAAGUAUGGGAAGCUUGUCAUAGCUUAACUGAUCUCCAACUGGAGUUCACCAUGCUUGACCCACAUAUCCGCAUUGGUCUCCCGCCUUCUCCCGGCCGUGAUGGAAAACGCGAAAAAGGUGUUUACAGGACAACAUUCAAAGCUCCCGAUCGUCAUGGCGUAUUCAAAUUUAUCGUGGAUUAUCGUAGGUCAGGGUGGACGGAACUCAAGUUUACAGAGACAAUACCCGUGGUCCCCAAACGCCACGAUGGGUAUGAACGUUGGUUGAGUUCUGCGUGGCCGUACUACGCGGGGGCGAUAAGCACAAGUGUCGGUUUCGUGGUGUUUGCUGCAGUAUGGUUAGGUAGUGCGGACGAGCGAGGGAAAGGCAAGAAGAAGGCCGAGUAAGGAAGUGUAUGUAGCUGACAAACUUGGGCCUGACUUGAAAUGGCUACUUGCCUUCGUGUGAAAUCUGUUCCCUUUCCACUCAAAAUCAUUCCUUGCGCUUGAA